AUGAGCUCGUCGAGCAAAGAAACGCCCAAACCGACUGCUGAAGGGUAUCUAAACAAACUCUACACUGAUCUAUAUCAUUUAGUCAAUUCCGUGGAGAAAGGAAGUGGCUCUGAAUUGACCGUACGUCUUCGAAACGUCGAGUCUGACAUCGCAAAUUUCAAAGAAACUCUGAAAGCUAUUCCUGACAUUGGCGUUGAAGAAGGAAAACAAAGAAGACAGAUCGCUGCCCUCUAUAAACAAAUCGAAAUAAAGGAUGAACUCCUCGAGUCCCUCUCAACCUUCAGCCUCGAAGCAGCCCUUAGAAAAUCCAACGAAAAGCCCAGUGAACAGCCCCGUAGUGGAAGCGAGGACAAAUGA
Molecule: messenger RNA, 357 nt
Organism: Caenorhabditis remanei
Lineage: Eukaryota; Metazoa; Nematoda; Chromadorea; Rhabditida; Rhabditidae
Exons: 3
Coding region: 1-357 (118 amino acids)
Source: RefSeq, a predicted model, not a curated record